Messenger RNA from Cyprinus carpio (common carp), 1537 nucleotides. Its product is annotated as zinc finger protein 239-like. NCBI's taxonomy places the organism in Eukaryota, Metazoa, Chordata, Actinopteri, Cypriniformes, Cyprinidae. Bases 247 to 1095 code for a protein of 282 amino acids. Gene Ontology annotation, molecular function: DNA-binding transcription factor activity; RNA polymerase II cis-regulatory region sequence-specific DNA binding. Gene Ontology annotation, biological process: regulation of transcription by RNA polymerase II. The transcript has 3 exons. The record is from RefSeq and is a predicted model, not a curated record.
CACAGAAGCUCCUCCUCCAGCAGAUUAGCAAUAAAUGCUGGAACAUUUUCCCAUUUGUCUACAAGUAAAGAAAGCAUUUAUCAAGGAGACUGAGAACAUGAGUGAUCCAGGACUCUGCAGAAUAAAACAUGAAGAUACUGAAGAACAAAGAGAUCUGCUCCUACCAUGUAACAAUUCACCUUCACGGAAGCUCCUCGCCCAGCAGAUCAGCAAUAAAUGUGAAGAAGAAAGCGUUUAUGAAAGAAUAUGGAGGAAAUGAGUGAUCCAGAACCCUGCAGAAUAAAACAUGAAGAUACUGAAGAACAAAGAGACUUGAUGAAACAGAACGAGGAGACUGAAGACCUGAGUGAAGCAGAGGAGAAAUAUGUCGAAUCUUUGAGUCACUCACAGACUGAGAACAUUUUUUCCCUGGAAAGAUCAAAAAAAUCUUUAACCUGCCUCCAGUGUGGGAAGAGUUUCACACGUAAAGGAAACCUUAACGAACACAUGAAUAUUCACACUGGAGAGAAGCCUCACGCAUGUGAUCAGUGUGGGAUGAGUUUCAGACAUAAAAGAAACCUUAAUGAUCACAUGAAAAUCCACACUGGAGAAAAGCUGCACACAUGUGAUCAGUGCGGGAAGAGUUUUGCACGUUCUAGAUCUUUCAAAUUACAUGCGCUCUCUCAUUCUGGAGAAAGACCAUAUAAUUGUGAUCAGUGUGGUAAAAACUUUUCUCUGGCAAAUUCCCUGAAGAACCACCUGAAAGUUCAUUCAGAGGUGAAGCCUCACCUGUGUUCUUUAUGUGGAAAGGGUUUCAGUCAGCUGGGUCUUUUAACACAACACCAGAAAAGACACAGCGGUGUGAAGAAUCAUUUGUGCUGUUAUUGUGGGAAGACCUUUUUGGCUGAUGAAUUGAAACAGCACCAGAGGAUCCACUCUGGAGAAAAACCUUACAAGUGUUCACACUGUGACAAGAGAUUCAAUCACCCAGGAAGCUUGAAAUCACAUGAGAGGAUCCACACAGGAGAGAAGCCGUAUCACUGCCAUCCAUGUGGGAAAAGUUUCACUCAUUGUAGUUCUCUGCUGAGUCAUAAAAAAACCAAAUGUCUGAAAUAAAGUCUGAAUUUAUGUAAAAAUCCAGCUCUUUCAAGUGCAAUGCUGCAAAUGGGACCCAGUCAUUUUGCUUUAUUAAUUUAGUAAUCAUUGGGGUUAUGUUUUUUAAUUAUUAUUAUUAUUAUAUACAACAGUUAUGUUGCAUUAUGAAAAAAAUAUUAUUGUUAUUUAAUAUACAUGUUCUUGUGCUUGUAUGUUUAUUUUGGGAUGCUGAAAAAAGAGUCUUAACACUUUUCAGUGGGACAUGUAUCUUGUAUUUAUUUUUAAUUUUGUCUUCACUGUUGUGCUUAGAAGAUCUAGUUACUCCACCGCUUACAACAUAUUCACUAAAUGUGGGUGUCAAAAACAAUCAUGUAGCAACUGCAGCCUAUUUUUUUCUUUUCCUCUAUCAAGAUGUUUUGGCUGUCUUCUAAUUCAAUAAAGAGAGAUACAUACCUUUUUAAAA